Molecule: messenger RNA, 7704 nt
Organism: Colius striatus (speckled mousebird)
Lineage: Eukaryota; Metazoa; Chordata; Aves; Coliiformes; Coliidae
Gene: FAM217B
Product: family with sequence similarity 217 member B
Exons: 4
Coding region: 1884-3368 (494 amino acids)
Source: RefSeq, a predicted model, not a curated record
AGGGGCUGUCGCGGCGGAGACUGUCGGGCGGGGCGGUGGAGGCAGGCUCGGUACCGUGGCUGGAAGAAGAAUCCACGCUUGGGACUUCUACAGCCCACAUCGACUACACAGCCCUCCCUCCGCCCCGCGGCAAGGCACGGCAAGGCAGGGUAAAGUAAGGAAGGCGAGGCGAUGCAAAGUGAUGCCCAGCUCAGCCUUGCUCUACCGUGCGACGGCUACAGGCAAAACGGCGGCAGUAGUCCCCAGCCCGGGACGGUCGCCCAGAUAGUCGCUCCACUCGCCCCGCAGCAGAGACUACCGGCGCGCCCGCUCCCUCAGCCACGGCGCAUGCGUGGAGCCCCGCCUCCGGCCCGCCCGAGCGGCGCCUGCGCGCUGCGCGCCUGACGUCGCUGCCCUUAGUUGCCGGUGGCGGCUGAGGCGCAGGCAGGUACCGGGCGGGGGCGGCGGGACCGGGAGGCGGCAGCGGCGAGCGGCUGGAGGCAAAAGGAGGGCAGGGAAAGGCGGAAAACGCGCGGAGGCGUUCCGUUAAUUAAUGAGCUGCUCUCCAGUCGUUGUCCUUGUGUAGCGCGGUGUCAGUUAACGGCGGGAAUCUCUGGCGCAUCCCUGGAGAGAGCGGAGCGGGGCCAGGCCCGGCCCGGCAGCCGCCUGCCGUGGCGCGUUCGGAGCCCCAGAAGCAGCCUGCAGCAGCCGUUGCUGUCUGUAGCUGGCGAGCUGCCCGCCGGUGUGCAGAGCGGGCUGAGUGGGGCUGGGGGCCGGCCCCCUGGGGGCUGGUACGCGCUCCGGCCGGGGAGGGGGGGUGCUGAAAAAAUAGGACAGGAUGGAGUGCAAGUAGAUCUAGAUACGAAUAUGAAUGUAAAUCUAUAAAUAGCACCGCAACAAUGGGUGGGUAUAAGCAGAGGUGUUUUGGUGCUAGGCAUCUGUCAGUUUUGGGAAAUCGUACCUGUGCCUCUGGUAGGGGAAUGCAGUUUCUGGAAAAUAAAAGAAUGCUAAAAAUUCUACUCUGGCUAUUUUUAGUAGGAAUUGAUGAGUUCUGAGAGAUUUGAGUUGGAAAAGGAAAAAAAAAUGAUACAAAAUUUGCAUGUAAGAGCCCAUUCUCUGACACAAAAAGAACAACCCAACGUGCACAUGAUGCCAAUCGUUCAUCAACUGCUUUUGUUAAAUUCAGAGCAGAAACACCCACCACCAUUUGACUGCGAUACUUGACUCCAGUCAAUACAUGUAAUGCUGCGCAGGAGGAACAAAAGGAGGAGCACAGGAAACAGUGAAAAGUAGCUCAUCUAACGCUACUGUGCCUUCAGAUAUUUUCCUGUAUUUUACCAACAGUCCUUCAGGGAUGGGCUUAUAAACCUCACAGCAAGAGCUUGGUGGCUUGUGCGGGGCAGCUGGCCCAGCCUCUCCUGGCACUGAUGCAGCAGCAAGGCUGAGGGCUGGGUUGUACCCGCUGGCUGCAGCAGCAGCAGGGCUUCCCACAGCAAAGCCGGUGCUCUUUCUCCCUGGUUGGCCUGGGCUCUGCGGCGUCAGUGCCAACCUAUGCCCCUGGGAGGGGAGCGUGGCUGCCCUCUCUCCGACUCUCCUCUGCGCACACGGGGUGAUGACAGCUCAGCAUGGAUCGGCAAUAGUAAGACUAAUGAUGCUGGUUCCCAUUAAAGCGAGCGCUGGGGGAGGGGACCGUGUUUUCCACUACGUGUGGUAGCUGAUGAUGUUUAUCUUGCUGCUUUAAAAAUAAAUAACGUUGGGAGGAAUCGCAUGGUGUUUGUUUACUGCAUCUCUAGGACGUGGUGAUGUUUGCAUUUCAUAUGCUGUGUCUUACGAGCCCAAAAGACUGGAGACGUUUGAAGAUUAUGUAAAAGUAAAGGUGCACAUACCCUUUAAAAAGAGUAAUAAUGGGACCAGGCAUUCAAGAAUAUCCCUUAUUACUGCACAGAGAGACACAGAAAAAGGAAAGCCAAAUCAAUGCAAACCACAAAGGAAUGGUAAAUUACAAUAAUGGAAAAAGCCAUCCAAGCACCAAAGCACUAGAUAAACCAAUUUCUCAUGUGAAAUCUUCUCCUGGACGAUUAGGCAAGAAUGUAUCAAGUGCCAUUGAAAAGAUUUCCCAUGACACUCAAGAUGGGAACCAACCAACUAUUAUUAAGAAGGGAAGAAAACAUCUGGAUGACAACACUCAGUCAAAAAGGGUCACGAGUGUUUGCACAUCACUGCACAGAGUACAAGGACCAAAGACAAGUCUCCCAGAAAGAAGGCAAAAUGAAUCUUUUCUGCACAGAAUCCCUCCUAGCGUAAAGGGCAGCACACAAGGUACCUUCUGUAGGCUUAAAGAUGUCCCAGUACAACAUUUUUAUGGCAGUAAAAAAGAACAGUUGGAAAAGAACCGUGAAGGACACGUUGCAGAAGCUGGUCCAUGCUCUUCUAAAUGGCAAGAAGCAUCUGUAGAUGAAAUGUUUCUUGAUCUCAAGUCAGUACGAAUUAUUAAAGAAGAUGCUGAGGAUGAUAGUGCCAGUGAUCUCUCUGAUUCAGAAAGAAUUCCCAUUCCUCCAUCUCCCUGCACACCACCAGAACUCAUUCUCAGAGCUGAGGAAAUUGAUCCAGUUUGUUUGGAACAUGUCUCUGGUACAGGUUUUAAGGAAUCAGAAUAUUAUUACCCAGACUUCCUCCCACCCCCUUUCAACUCAUGGGACUUGAAGCAACUGUCCAUCUUUGUUAAUGUGGAGGGUAAAACUGACUUCCGACCAAAGCCAACAGGACUUCUUGAGAAAUACAUUGAUCGUCUUUUGCAGCUGGAAUGGCUGCAAAUGCAGACUGUACAGAGUGAGAAAGGAAGGGCAGCCAAAGCCCGGCCACAGACUGCUCCCAGCUCUAUCCGUAGCCUAAAAAGCCCUGGCAAAGGCAAGGCAUUGCUCAGCCCUUUGCCUAACAAGCAAGUGGUUCCCCAAGAAAGCGUUACAAAGCUGCCCAGAAGCUAUUCAGGUCACAGGGGAGCUUCAUACUGUGAGGAGAGUCGCCGGUUACAUUCUCAUCCAGGUCACUUGAAACUUUCUGAGAGAAUGGAAUGUGCAGUGUCUUCUCAGAGACAAUCUGGUGAAGUAAGGAGUGAACUGAGAAAAAACCCAACUGCAAAGCAACAGCUUUUCAGUGUGCAGCCCUCUGAGAACAGUUCUAAAAUUCAAAGUGUUGGUAAUAUCAGACCCACUAAGCAAAUCCCUGUAUUUCAUGGCUCAACUGCUCCCAUCAAAGGCUUCAAAACCUGUGCGUGCACAAAUCCAAAGAAGAACGACAAUGGCAACAAUUAUGUUCCUUCAAAAAAACCAACAGGUGACAGGAAAAUAAAAACAAAUGGCACAAAGCAAACAUCACACACAUUUAAAUGAGAAAAAACUUCAUUAGUAAAUACAUUAGUGAUGCUGCUUAACUGCUAGAAAGCACUUGGCCAAUGCAGAAGGGUCAUGUUUUCUUCAUAGGAAGACCCUGAGAAAAUAUGUUCUUGAUGCAUGGUUCUAAGUCAGCACUUUUCAAUACAUUUGAUCUUAAGCCAGCAAGGCCAGCAGGAAAUCUUUUCCCUGAAGGCAAGUGUCUUCCAUUGGUCUUUCCUCCAAAAUAACAAUUGCUGAAUGAAGAUAACAAUGGGAGACUAUGAAAGUUUAGAGAAAUAUGUAAUUAUAACACAUACUCCUGUUUAUACCAGUUGAAUCCCUCUGAAGUCUGUGGUGUUUCUUAUGGGUACUUUGAUAUAUUUGAGAGAAUAGGAUCCAUGCUCCUUUUCUUGAACAAACGUGCUAUUUUGUGAGACAGAUUUGAUGGUGUUUUCUGAUGGAAAAGGGCUCAACUGUUUUUAUAAUAUACAUGGAGUGUGUUUAUCUAUGCAAAGUCAGUUCUCUAAUUCUUCACAGAAGAUGAUGAAUUGGGUUAUUUUGAUGAGAUACUAUUUUUGUAAUAAUAAGAAGAAUGGAGAUAAUGUUUUGAAAUAUUUUGAUGCAGAAAGGAUUCUUUUUUAAGACAAAAAAUUACUAGGGAGCAGACAGCUUCAAUAGUGACAGAUUAAGGAAAUGGAAUGUGUAUUUUUAUACCCUGAAAUCUUCACUGUGUUUACAGACAGCUUCCCAUGAAGUUCAUUUUGUAAGCCUUGAUUUUUAUCAUUUAGAGGAAAUGACCAAAUUUCAAAUUGCACAUGACUGUAUAUGAGUAAUGCAAAAUGAGGAUAUUACCAGGGAUUUUGUGGCCUAAUUUGCAGAACUGAUAGCCUCUCAAAUGAUAAAAAGUAGACUCUUAUGGGGUGAAUUUAAAGACUAUUGUAAGUUCAGGUAAAGAUAUAUUUUGAUACAAAAGAUAGCUAUUAUUUAUCCUGUGGUCCAGUCUGCUUCAGUUAACUUGGCUUCACAUUUAAGUUUUCAAUGAAGUGAUAUGGGGAAAUACCCCACAGAAGGGAAGUAAAGCUAGAAUUGGGUCUUGUCCUUAGACCUUCUGUUUUCUCUGUGUCUGUGAGAUACAAGAGAAUAUGAUGUGAGUAUUCAAGUGCCCAGUUCAUGUGUUAACAAUUUCAAAUCAUUCACAGCAGCUGGGAACACAGUGUUGUUAAAGAUGAAAUUCUAGAGGAUGUUUUGUACUUCAAUUUUAAAAUUAAAUGCUGAGGAGCAUUAACUUCAUCCUCAGCCACCAGUCACAGUGAACUGUAUGAGAAGUGAGGUCUGAUGAGUCCUUCACCUUGUGAUAGAAAACAAAAACGUAGCAGCUACUAAGAGUACAUUAUGUAUAUAGUUAAAUUGCACUUCUCUUGUUGAUCUCAUCUUGUUUUUAAGAUGCUUAGCUGUUUCUAUUCUUUCAUUGUGCCUACCAGACCUUCAGCUUUGUAAAAUUUCAAAGCAUGUAUUUAUAUGUAGUCUAAAAUGUGAGAAUAUUAAUAAAUGUAGUAAUAAGAGUAUUUUACAGUACAUGAAAAACAUUACUCAGGAAUAGUCUAAGAAAUAUUUUCAGUAUUUUUUUUCCAAGUCUGUUGGAGACCAAAUGUGAAAUUUUGAAUUGGUAAAGGAAAUGAAUGUAAUAAACAGUAUUAUAUUUCCAUAUUCAGUAUUCGUGAAGUUACAGUUAAAAUGAAUUGCAGUUGCAUGUACAUUCAGCUCUAUGCAAUUAAAGUGAAAUGUAAUCUGACAUGCUCUAAGAUCAAAUAAAUUGUCUAUGUCAGAAGUGUGGUGAAAUUUAAGAGGAUGGGAUGGUAUUCAACAACAGCAGCUGCAGAGGACCAGCACAUCUUACUGUUGCAAUUCCAUUCUUUAUGUUGUUCCAGACUCAUCAUGUUUUUCACCUUUUUUUUAGAUGAAAUAUUCUUGCAUCCAGUGCUAGAAUUUCAAGGUCUGGCCAAAUUCUUCAAGCCUUUGUUAGCUGGAUUUUCCUGAUUCACAUUAACAGUAGUGAAAGUUCAUAGGACUGCUCUUACCAGUAAGCACUGCUUUAGUGCACGAUUUUAGUACACCAGGGUACUGUUAUUAGCACCAAAAACAAGGUGAGCAGGAUCAAGUCAAUAAUCAGAAUAGCUAUUUUUUAAAAACAAACUGGUAGAUGCAGUAAUCAAUUUAGCAUGUUAUUGUAGCACUGAAUAUUAGUGUAUGCUAAUUUUUACUCAAGUGUUGCCCUACAUUAAUGCUUUCCUAGGUUAUAAAGAGGGCAUGUGGGUACAGGCACAUUUUGCAUGAUCACUUCGUAAAGAGUGAAUAAAUAGUGUUUGAGUCAGCUUUGACCAGAUUGGCACUGAGAAAGGUUGCUUUUUCUCAUAGAUACAGGAAAGUUUUGUUCUAAUGUAGUGCUUGUGAUCUGAUGUAUAUCAAUCUGUUGUUGAACACUAAAAAAAUUAAGCAGGUGGAGAUGAUGGUGCCACUUAAAAUAAGUCUGAGAUGCCACUUAAAAUAAAUCCGAGUACUUGUGAUCUGGCCAAGUCUCACAUGAUAGUCACACAAGUCAUCUUUGAUUUGAUUUUUCUUACACAGUCGAUUCACAUACAGAAAUAGAAAUUCUGCAUCUGCCCCAACAAACAGCUCUUAGCGUGAGCAGACUUGGAAGGGCUGGACUUGCAUCAUUUUUGCUGCCAUUUUAACUUGACUAUGUUCUGGGCCUAUAGAUAAGAGCUCCUUUUAUGAAGAGAACUAUGUUUUACGUUUCCUUCAUUUUUAAUUGAUGGAUAUUAUCUUUAAAAGCACUUUUGAAUAUAGCAGAAAAGUUUAUUCCAUGAAAUAAAUUCAGUUUGGAAAUAAAAUACUUCCAUAGCACAGUGUUUGUGCAGCAACUUAUUUUUGCUUUCACUAUGUUUAGCAAUAUGAUCCUGUGUGUGUCUAAGCCUGGCAUUGAUGCUUCAUGAAGGUCAAGUUUACUAUGAUGUGAGUUAUUUAAACAAGAGUGAUUAUUUAUUUAUUUUUAGUUAAUUUAGAGGUUUCAUGUUCUGCAGCACUGCCUACAGAACAAAUAUGCUCAGGUUGCAUUUUAAAUAAAUAUCUAGAUUCUACUCCAGUUAUGCUACUAUAAACUCUGUUGUUUUCAGUGAAAUUAGCAUUACAAAGAUGUAAAGAAAUGGAAUUUCACUCCAAUAAUGUAUAAACUAUUUUCCUUAGUAAUGCUCAACUGUAUUUUUAAUGCAUAACAUGAAGAACUGUAAAACUAUUGUUUUUCUCUUGACAUGUUUCUUUUGUCUCUGCAAUGAAAUACUGUGGUCAGUUAAAGUUUGAGCUCCCCUGAAUCCCCCCAUGUGGCACCUUUCAGUUUUAUACAGUAGUUCUGAGAGUUCUACAUGAUGCCUCUAGAUCGUCAUUCUGUUACCAGCACAGGUAUCGAGCUUCUCCCAAAGAGGGGUUAUUGCUGGUGAGCAAUGCAAGCCAUUCUGAGGACAGAGGCUUCACAUCUUCCUCAGUGGAAAAGCCUUGCAAGGGAGACUCAGAUCAGUCCCUAUUGCUGGUUCAGUAUCCUAAGUCAUGGGUUGGCCACUUGUUAAGGCUGUUCAGGUGGACUGUGUUUUUCUUUGCAAAUGAGAGGUUUACAAUUGCUGGUACAAAUUUGGGGUUUUGGAGUGACAGUGCAUCUCACAGCAGCAAAAGGGCUCAGCAGUAUUUGUUCUGAGAGAGUUGAGUUUAGAGCAGAUGGGUUGCCAGAGGUAGGGAGAUCUCGUCUCCCACUGAUGCCCCUCUCCCAGGGUGUUCUGGCCAUAGCUCUCUGCCUGGCUGCCCGUGUGCUGCUGUUGCCCCUCUGCUUUCUGCUGCCAACUCAAGCCGGAUGACCGGGGUAUGAUGCUGCACAGGGUAGUCAUGGCUAUAUCAUUGGGCUAAACUGUCUUAUUUGACUCCAGAUUGCUUAAUUAUCCCAUAAUCCCAUUACUGCUUGUGUCUUUUCUGUGUUUCAUCUAUUGUUUGAUGUAACAUUUGUCUUGUAUUUGCCAUUUAAAGGAUCUUGUUAGGAAUUUGAAAGUGUUUUGACAAAGUUUUUUCAGUCAGUCUGUGAUAUAUUUGUUUUGAGCUGAUAGUAUAAUUGAAAUUUCUACAGUGUGAAAUAUCCUCUAAUGUCGAGAUUUUUUGCCUUGUUUUAAAGGUAUUGAGCCUUUGUUGGUCUGAUUGGCAUUAGUGAGUUUUCUUUUGAAAAACAGACUAUCUGGAAAGACUGGAACUCUACUAAUAAACUAAGAGUUUGCAGCCCAGCUUUUGAUGUUGGCAAUCAUGCAUUCUUAUUUAUUUG